Molecule: messenger RNA, 339 nt
Organism: Oppiella nova
Lineage: Eukaryota; Metazoa; Arthropoda; Arachnida; Sarcoptiformes; Oppiidae
Source: the annotation of a GenBank genome assembly
CUCAGCGACCCCCAGGAGAGGGUGCAGUCUAUCUACGCACACAUUGGCAAACUGCCCAGGGCCAACUAUGACCUCUUGGAGCGCCUGGUCUUCCACUUGGCCCGAGUGGCCCAACAGGAGUCGGCCAACCGGAUGACCGCCAACUCUCUGGCCAUUGUGUUCGCGCCGUGUAUUUUGCGAACCGAUAAAGUGAUGCAAAUGCAGGACAAGCUCUCAGACAUCGGCAAACAAACUGUUGAACGAAUGGCCCAAAUAAAGGAUACUUUGGCCGAUAUCGACAUAUUGGACACCGCCUGCCAUACGGCCUCAUCCAGGCUCUCAUCACUCAGACUCUCCAAA